CAUGCGUGUUUGUCCGAGAGAGAGAGUCGAAAUAGAAAGUGAGGGAGCGGGGGGGGGAGAGAGGGAGUUGGAGAGAAAGAGAAAGACAAGGAGGGGUGGGAGCGUGUGUGUGUUUAAGCUAGCUACUCACAGAAAAGAAGGAAUAAGAAAAUUGAAGUAGCCGCCAUAUGCUGAGGAUUUUGGUGAAUGCCUUGCUGAGGAGAGACGCUCGUUUUUCCGGCGGAUCCUAAGAGAUGGGAAGCUCUCAUUUGCUGAACAAAGGCUUGCCUUUAGGCAUCAGGCCUCCCAUAAUGAAUGGGCCCAUGCACCCUCGUCCUCUGGUGGCACUGCUGGAUGGGCGGGACUGUACUGUGGAGAUGCCCAUCCUGAAGGACGUGGCCACCGUGGCCUUCUGUGAUGCCCAGUCCACACAGGAGAUCCACGAGAAGGUGUUAAAUGAAGCAGUGGGCGCCCUCAUGUACCACACAAUCACGCUGAUGAGGGAGGACCUGGAAAAGUUCAAAGCACUCCGUAUAAUUGUCCGCAUUGGGAGCGGCUUUGAUAAUAUCGACAUAAAGUCUGCUGGAGACUUAGGUAUAGCAGUCUGCAACAUGCCAGCAGCUUCAGUAGAGGAGACGUCAGACUCCACCAUGUGUCACAUCCUGAACCUGUACCGACGCACCACCUGGCUACACCAGGCUCUCCGGGAGGGCACGCGGGUCCAGAGCGUGGAACAGAUCCGAGAGGUCGCGUCUGGGGCGGCCCGGAUCAGAGGAGAGACGCUGGGGAUCAUUGGUCUAGGUCGUGUCGGACAGGCGGUGGCGCUGAGAGCCAAAGCAUUCGGUUUCAACGUGAUGUUCUACGACCCGUACCUGUCUGACGGGAUGGAGCGAGCCCUGGGGCUGCAGAGAGUCAACACCCUACAGGACCUGCUCUUCCACAGCGACUGCGUCACCUUACACUGCAGUCUCAAUGAGCACAACCACCAUCUCAUCAACGACUUCACCAUCAAACAGAUGCGUCAAGGCGCCUUCCUAGUGAACACUGCGCGUGGUGGUCUGGUGGAUGAGAAAGCGUUGGCCCAGGCUCUGAAAGAGGGCAGAAUACGGGGAGCAGCGCUGGACGUCCACGAGACAGAGCCCUUCAGUUUCAGCCAAGGUCCUCUUAAAGACGCCCCCAACCUGAUCUGCACCCCUCACGCGGCCUGGUACAGCGAGCAGGCCUCCAUCGAGAUGCGGGAGGAGGCGGCGCGGGAGAUCCGGCGAGCUAUUACCGGUCGCAUUCCAGACAGCCUGAAGAACUGCGUGAACAAAGAGUUCCUCACACAGACCACGCACUGGGCCGGCAUGGACCCGGCUGUUGUUCAUCCAGAACUCAAUGGCACCUAUAGAAUAGAUACACCCUAUCAGCUGAGCUUUCUCUCUCUCUCAUCUCUCCAACAGUACCCCCCGGGCAUAGUGAGCCUCGCAUCAGGGGGUCUACCACCACCAGUGGAGGGCAUUAUGCCGAGUGCCGUGCCCAUAACCCACAGCCUGCCCACCGUAGCUCACCCUCCGCACGCCCCCUCACCCGGCCAAACCGGCAAACCCGAACCCGAUAGAGAGCAGCACCCCAACGAACAGUUGUAGCCCCCCCCCCCCCCCCCCCCCCUC
Molecule: messenger RNA, 1631 nt
Organism: Rhinichthys klamathensis goyatoka
Lineage: Eukaryota; Metazoa; Chordata; Actinopteri; Cypriniformes; Leuciscidae
Product: C-terminal binding protein 1
Exons: 10
Coding region: 234-1607 (457 amino acids)
Molecular function (GO): NAD binding; oxidoreductase activity, acting on the CH-OH group of donors, NAD or NADP as acceptor; transcription corepressor activity
Source: RefSeq, a predicted model, not a curated record